AUGGUCCAUCAAUGUCAUUCAGCAGCACCAGUACGACGACGUCAACACCGACCCAACCACAGACCCAACCACAGAGUAUACCCAAUGCACCCCGGCACACUGGUAAGACAUGAUGUUCAGAGUGAAAGUUGUAAUUGUACAUUUUCCUAACUUUUAAUUCACAGCAAACUGUGAACUCACUCAAAAUGCUUCUAUGUAGUUUGUUUGCAUAAUUAAAUCCAUAACCAUAAUUGUACAUUGUCUGUAUAUACUGCUAUUUAAAUUUCAUUGUGUUUUGAGCUUAUUUUAAGUAUAUUGUGUUUAUUUUAAUUUGUGCUUAUACUGUUCUUAUGUGUUACAUCUUUUCUUUAUUUAUGUUAUGUUAGAUAAUAUAUAUAUCCACCUGUUUUUUGUACCAAUUGCUAAAAAAAAAAAAAACACUAUUCUGGUCUUUUGUAUAUUCCAGGUGAUAGGAGAUGGUUUCAGCUGGAUUUGCGCACAGUUAUGGAGGAUAUGCGGGCAGCAGAGUAAAGGCAGCAUGAAAGGAUGGAGAACCUUUGAGCGGUGGCUUCAGACACUGCGUCAGGAUGCCCAGGAAGUGAGGCGCCAGGAGGCAGAAAUAGCCCGGCAGCAGAUGGCUACCUUCAACCAGGCCUUCCUUGGUGUCCUUGGGCAGCUUGUUCAAGUGCUGGGAGGCAGUCUUGAUCCCAGGUCACCACCCAGGCAGUAG
Messenger RNA from Pelobates cultripes (western spadefoot toad), 709 nucleotides. The record is from the annotation of a GenBank genome assembly. NCBI's taxonomy places the organism in Eukaryota, Metazoa, Chordata, Amphibia, Anura, Pelobatidae.